UUGUCAUCCUGGAUAAAUACGUUGGCGAGUCUAGAAGGGAUCUUCAUGAAUUUUCGAGCAGCAUCGCAGCACGUGUUCCCGGAGCCCGCUGAUCAUGCCACGUACAGUUUCACGCUCGGAUCGCGCAACGCGUAACAGACACGCUUGAAGCUUGAAUCAAUGUGCCGUGUGGGCGAGAAGGACGAUGACAAGAUGCGCUGUUUGGGCGACAGUUCUGCUCCUGCUCGAUAUCUCAACAGCGAAAGGAAGCGCAGUGAACGAUGAUAAGCGAAGAUCUUUCGAGUCGGAGGGAGUUAUGUAUUCGUGGACAGGGCCGAACGCUUUGGCGAGAUCCGCUUUAGUGGAACGACAAGAGAGAUUGCAGUACAACUGCGAGGAGAUCCUAGCAGAUGAACAGCCUAGAAACGAGGAUCUGAAUCCGGAAUCGUUCAGGAAUAUUCUCGUGGACGAACAGCACGAGCUGUUGUACUGCUACGUUCCAAAGGUUGCGUGCACCAACUGGAAACGAGUUUUGAUGGUGGCCACAGGGAAAUGGGCAGGUAGCGAUCCCUUGGAGAUACCGGCUGAUCGAGCGCAUUCCUCGGGUACUUUUCAAAGGCUAAGCAACUAUACUCUACCGGAAAUCGAACGAAUGCUGACGACUUACGACAAACUGAUAGUCGUCAGACAUCCGCUGGAAAGAUUGUUGUCAGCCUAUAGGAACAAAUUGGAGGCGAAGCACGAGAAAAGUUCGAAGUAUUUUCAGACUCGUUUCGGCAAGAAGAUAAUCAGGAGGUACAGACGAAACGCGACCGAAGAAUCUCUGAAGAAUGGAGACGAUGUCACGUUCCGGGAGUUUGUGGAGUUUGUAACCGACGAUUCUUCGAACGAAACACGGAACGAGCACUGGAAGCCGAUAUACGAGCUGUGCCAGCCAUGUUUAGUUAAUUACAAUCUCGUCAGCAAGUACGAGAGUUUGGUGGAAGAUGCGACCGAGGUUUUGGAGCGGAUGGGCGUCGAGUCGGUCAAUUUUCCAUCGAAACCGAGCAACAGCGAGCCAACCUCAAAGAAACUAGAGAAAUACUAUUCGACGUUGACGUACGAGCAGCUCCGGAAGUUAGCAAACUUGUACAAACUAGAUUUAAGGCUGUUCGAUUAUUCGUUGGAGGAUGUGCUGGGAUUCUCGUUGGCAUGAUUGAAGUCUCAAUAGAAAGCAUGAGAAGAAUACGCUUCGAAUCGUGAAUAGACGACGUUAACGUCUAAAUAGGUCUAAGUAUUUACUACGACAGCGAUAUCAGUCAAACAAUUGCUGUUCCCAAUAUGCACCUACUUGUUUCCGUGCUUCCUUCUACCUAUUGUAUCGUACUUACACGCGUAGCGAUUAAUUAAGGAACCGAGUCUCGAAGGAAGUUCGUGAUAAAUUGCUACGUUCGUGUGAAGUAUUUUCAAUUUCUGUUUUUGUAUACGUAAGUAUGCUCACAUGGGCUGUUUCACUUUGUGCCAAUGAAAUUGUUAGGUUAUUUAAAUGAACAGUUUUAUACUAUAAUGCCAGAACAUUUAUUAACUAAGUCUAACAUACUUAUAGAAAAUAUCUUAACUUACAUCAACAACUGCAAGAUCGUAUACGUACACAUCUCCUAAUGCAGUAGUAGCCCAAAGUAAGUGAAAACAAGAAAAAAAAUAUUACUCUUAAACUUUAUAUUAACUUAAAUUUAUAUUAACUUUAACUUUAUAUUACCUUAAUAUUAAGUUAAAUUUUACUCAAUGCUCUCUUAACGUAUGGCCGCGCAGAGAAAUGUUACAUUUAAGUUGAGUUGCUAUGCCAUAUGUUAUUAAUGCUAGUAGCACAUAUCGACAGGAGUGGUGUUAGAUGAUCGAUAACUGCUCAUUUUUAACAAGUGUUACCGACUGUGACAUUAGGAUUUUAGUCAGGUGCAGUGGCGGCUCGUAGCUAAAAUUAGUGAGGGUGCAGCUCAAGAAAAUUUUUAGCCUUUGUUUUAAAAAACCUACACUGCGGGAGCGACAGUGCUCUCUCUUCCGCGCAGCCUCGCGCGCAGCUUCCUAUGUGCGCAUGCGCACACAAGCAAACACCACGCUGCUGGAACUGUGAAGCGCACAGUUCCAUACAAAGAUUUUUGUAUCUUUUUCAUAAACUGGGGGAUGGCUACUGACAUUAAGCUUAAGGAUUAUAUAUUGUACAAGUAUAAAGAAA
Messenger RNA from Osmia lignaria (orchard mason bee), 2191 nucleotides. Its product is annotated as carbohydrate sulfotransferase 11. Gene Ontology annotation, biological process: carbohydrate biosynthetic process. Gene Ontology annotation, molecular function: sulfotransferase activity. The record is from RefSeq and is a predicted model, not a curated record. NCBI's taxonomy places the organism in Eukaryota, Metazoa, Arthropoda, Insecta, Hymenoptera, Megachilidae. Gene Ontology annotation, cellular component: membrane.